UCAAAUGAAGUCACACUGUGUGAACUUUUUCUGCCAUUUUUUACCAUGUCAACUUUUAACCUUUUAGAACUUUAAUAGUAUUACAUGCAUAUUAAGACAAAUAGCGCUAGAUUGUAAUCUUUUAUGUUUGGACGUCACUUGUUUGUUGCAUGGUUCUGAUUAUGCAGGACGUAUUGUUCAUUUAAUAUUUUUGGUUUUACGCUGCUAUUGUAACUCAGAAGUUUAGAAUGAAUUAGCAGACUGAUGCUAAAUAUUGCAAUAAUCUAUGUAAAGGCAAUUCAUAAACAGAGAGUGAAAUAAUAAACCUAUAAGCUAUUUCUUGAUCGAUGCUUGGUCAAAUCAUUGUCUUGUGAUUGGUAUCCUAUGAAGCCAUGAACGGUGACAGUCUGUGCCUAGGGGAGUGCGUGGAUCAUCGAUACAGAUUGCAUUGCAAGUAUGUGAUGCUUAUGGGCAAGUACCCAUGGAUUAAGAAGUUGGCGCCAGUGUACCUUAGAUGUGAAAGUGCGAUGAUCAGCACUAGUAGUACCAGAAUGAAGAACACAAGUGGGAAAACUCCGACCUGCAAAGUGUGCGGGGAUGAAUCAUCGGGAUACCACUAUGGUGUUGACUCGUGUGAAGGCUGUAAGGGCUUCUUCAGAAGAUGUAUAACACAGGGAAUGACUCAUAAGUGCUCAAAUGAAGAAAAGUGUGACAUUACUCCAUUUACACGGAAUUCUUGCCAGUAUUGCAGAUUAAAGAAAUGUUUUGCAGUAGGAAUGUCAAGAGAAGCGUCACGGUUAGGGCGAAGACCUAAGCGUUUGAAAGACUCAAGCGGCGAACCAAAGCGAGAUACCAAUGUGCCUAUUGCUCCAUACCCGACAUCCCCUGCAGAACUCUACAAGUUGAGAAUGGCCGAGCUACAGAAGUUACUGCAGCAGAAUGGCACGUUCAAGUCGGAACUCAUGCAGGCGUUCUUACAGGCGGCCCAGCAUAGCUUCCGCGAGCACCAGCGAAACAACAACACCAAUGAAAAUCAGAAAAACAAUAAGAAUGCACAGCAUAACGGUAAAACCAGUUCUGAGUCCGGGAACACAUCAAGUGUGACCAGCAGUCCUGGGCCGUCGGGGUCGCCGGGCGAUCCGACAAGCGUCAUGAAUGGGAACCGACAGAGUAUAGACACUAAAGUAGGAAUAAUUGAGGACACUCUGGACAAUUUCAGACUUGACUCGGACAGUUCAGACACCAAAGACAAUUUCAAAACCGAUAACCUGACAUUAACGCCAGCGACAACAAUUGACUACGGUCUGUUCUCGCCAACCGAGCUUCUAAAGAAUGUGACGGAGAUAAAACAGGAAGUACCGGAGCUGGACAACAGCCAGUAUUCGAUGAUGGACAACAUGAUGGGGGGUUUCCCAGGCAUGUCUAGGUCGGCCUCGCCCAUGUACAUGAUGUCGGAGCUGUCGCCGGAGACCCUGCGCAUGAUGCCGGACAUGAUGGAAAUGAUGAAAAACAUGGAUCCGGCCAUGAUGAUGGAGGGAGGCAUGGCCAUGAUGCCAGACAUGAUGGCCAUGCAUUUCCCCGAACCUGAUGACAACGCGAAUGAGAUUGAUGUCUUGCGAAUCCUGGAGGAGGUGAAGCAGGUGCCCUCGGCGCUACGACAGCAGCUCAUCGACCAGGUGGUGGAGACCGUGGGGAUCGCUCACCUGGAGACUGUGACACCAACCAGGAAGAAGGUGGCCGAGGCGAAUCAGAAAUUCAUGAUGAAGAUGCGGUCAGGAUUGAUGCCUGAUAUGUCGAAAAUGCCCGCAGAUACUCAUAAAAUCUGGGAGAAAUUUGUUGGAAGCAUGGUCUAUGAGAUUACCCAGGUAGUUCGCUUCUGCAAAAAACUGCCAGGAUUUGGUGAGAUUCAUCAGGAGGACCAGAUUGUGCUGAUCAAGAAGGGCUCGUUUGAGAUACUGCUUAACCGCAUGUGCUUGCUGGUGGAUCAUGUCAACCACGAGAUGUUCGACCCCACCAUGGAGAUGAAGUGUCCACGAGACGUGAUCAAGAAAAUGCCGAUGGGUUUCUUCAUUGUGGAGUUUUUCAGCAUCGCUGCCCUGAUAAACCCGUUAAGCUUGACAGACGAGGAGACUGGGCUCCUCUCGGCGUGUUUGAUCAUGUCACCAGAACGGGAAGGACUAGAAAAUGUUGUAGCCAUAGAGAAGCUUCACACACUCUUCCUGCAGUCGCUCUUCUUUGAAAUGCGUAAAAACCAUGAAGACUAUGAGAACAAGUUUGUCAGUCUGCUCGGCAUCAUGCCCGUGUUCAGGCAGAUCAACCAGAAGCACUCCAGCAUGCUAAAUGCAUUAAAAAUGCAGAAAGAUCCAGUCAUUGAAGAGUACCCUCCCCUGCCAAAAGAGAUUUUUGAUGUGGAAAAAUAGUUACUUGCCCCUGCCUGAUACAGGUUUAGCCUUGAUCUGUUGUUUCUAUAAAUAGAUGGUUCUUAACAUAGAAUGGUUCUUAAAAUAGGCUAAUUAUUUUAUUAAGACCAGAUUGAGCGUGAAACACACCUUUCUUCACAGUUGAAGUCAAGUUAAUAAUCGAUUUCUGUAUGAAAAAUUUCCCCCCAAAAAAAUUGAUUGAACAAUCAUUUUGUAUUUUGCAUUUGGCCUGGUGUCAGAACUAGUUGUGUGGAGAGAUCAUCUUUUACAUGUACACAGACGGUUCUAGGGCUGUCACGAUACGCCGUGAGCGUACCGCGGUAUAUCGUGGUACGGCAACACUGUAUCGCGGUACGUACCGCGAUAUUUUACAGAAUAUGUAUCUGUGAAGAAAACAGCAGAAUAACAAGUUUUACAAACUUUAUUAAACACAAUAAUCAGAAAACACUGGUAUCAUAGUAUGACUACAAACUGUAAAAGAAACUGUAAUAAACUUGAUAGAAGUAGUCAUUGUUAUAAUGUUGUUGUUCGCGUCUUUUUCUAAAAUGUCCGCCAUGUUGUUUACAAUAGCUGUGACUACGAUCUGUGUAAAUCGAACGCUUCAAGAGCAUGUUCAAAAUGCGGAGUCAGCGGGCCCAGUAUUGAAAAUCCGUAGCGUUCUGACUCUUCCUCGACUUAUUCAGAAUCUUAAGAUAACAUGAUUCGGAAGUGCCAUGCUUUGAACGAUCGAUAUACUAAAGAAAGAAAAUAAGAAAUAGAAUAAACAUCUUUUGGAUAAUUAUGAACUUAUUUGCAAAGGAAAUCUGU
Dreissena polymorpha is the source of this 3206-nucleotide messenger RNA. RefSeq names its product nuclear hormone receptor E75-like. Gene Ontology annotation, molecular function: zinc ion binding; DNA-binding transcription factor activity; sequence-specific DNA binding. Lineage: Eukaryota; Metazoa; Mollusca; Bivalvia; Myida; Dreissenidae. The record is from RefSeq and is a predicted model, not a curated record. The transcript has 9 exons. Gene Ontology annotation, biological process: regulation of DNA-templated transcription. The coding region runs from base 372 to 2399 and encodes 675 amino acids.